Messenger RNA from Fusarium graminearum PH-1, 1214 nucleotides. RefSeq lists its product as uncharacterized. The coding region runs from base 1 to 1008 and encodes 335 amino acids. The transcript is spliced from 4 exons. Gene Ontology annotation, molecular function: ATP binding; protein kinase activity. Gene Ontology annotation, biological process: protein phosphorylation. NCBI's taxonomy places the organism in Eukaryota, Fungi, Ascomycota, Sordariomycetes, Hypocreales, Nectriaceae. The record is from RefSeq and is a predicted model, not a curated record.
AUGACAGCGCUACAGCAAGAGGAGUGCAAGUUAUUUGCUAGCAAGUAUCAAGUGACUGAUCAUUGCCUCGGUCACGGAGCAGAGGCAGCCGUAUGUCUUGCCAACGACGUUCAAACAGGAAAGCAAUUGGUCUGUAAAUUGGUCAAUCUGGAUAAGAUUCACGGGAAGAAUGCUCAAGAUGAAAUACGACGCAAGUUCCAGGAGGCGGACAUUUUACGCCAGCUGCAUCAUCCCAACAUCCUGUCUUACGUGGAUGCCAUAUCCUCUCCACAUACACUCUAUACAUUCACCGAGCUUGCUUCCGGCGGUGACCUCAUGUCAUUCAUUAUGAGGCGCGGCAUUGUCAAAGAGUCAGAGUCUAUAAUCAUCAUUCGCCAGGUGGCUCGGGCUCUCGCAUAUAUCCACGAGAAAGGCAUAGUUCACCGCGAUCUUAAGCCAGAGAACAUACUCUUGGCUUAUUCUCCCAAAAUCACCUGCCAUCGAGUAAUGCUCUCCGAUUUCGGUACCUCUGCUGUUCCUCGACGAAGCAGGAUGAUUACAAACGCUGGCACAGCAGGAUACCAAGCACCGGAAUUUGUAACGACUGGCGAAGCUCAUACGACAGCCGUUGAUAUAUGGUCCUUGGGCGUUGUUGCUUUUACGCUCUUAGUAUCUGAUCAUCACGAUGCAGUGCUCAGUCAAAUGACCGAAGAGGAGAUUCUCCAAUACACCACGCACACUUUCAGCCAAUUAACAAAACGACCUUCUCUUGAUGCGGCUAAAUUUAUCCGAAGCUGCCUGCGACUGAAUCCCUUGCGCAGAAUCAGCGCUCACGAAGCGAAGAGGCACGAGUGGCUAUAUGGUAAAAAGAAGAACGUGGAACUUUUCAAGCGACUGGAUAGAAGGGUCAUAUCUUCCUGGGAACCUCAGAAUACACUCAGACCGAUGCCUUGGUCGUUGCCUGACCUUGUCCCGCCGCCCAGGCAUCGGAAACAUGACUGCUACAGCUUGAGAGAUGAGUUGACUUAGUAAGUUCGGGAACCUUGAACCUAGAAGCCGAACGUUCUGCUGACUCUUAAUCCAAGUAGUUCACUUUCGUCUACGGGAAGCGCAGGGUCUUCUGCUAGUCCGUAUUUUACGACGACAGCUCGAUAGAUUGAAACGACUAUCCUACAGCACAAAGGGGACGUAGAAGUAGGAAUCAUCCAGUCUGAUUCAGGGACUAGAACUUGGAG